AAAGGAUACUCAUUACAGACCAGCAGUAGCCCUGUGCACUGACACACUCCUCCAGGCAUGAUGGAGCUCUACACAGAAGCAGUGGAAUAUCUCAGAUCCUAUAGCCUCUCACCUGUAGCAGAGGACAAAAUCGUGAAUUCUGCCUUAUUAGAGGAUGUGUUCAGUGAGGAGACAGUCUGGGUUCCUUACAACCUUCUGGAGUCUGAACCACACUUGCCAUCUUCUCCAACACCCAGUAACCCAGAUGACCUGCUUCAGAAGAGACUGGUGGUUCUGAAAGGGGUUCUAAUCAGUGAGGAGAUCUACCUGACAGAGCUAGAGACACUGCUCACGCCCAUGAAAGCUCUGAAGGCAACAGCAGGUACGUCUCAACCUGUAUUGUCCACUGAGCAGGUUCGGACAGUGUUCUAUCAAAUUCCUGAGCUUAGAGAUCUGCAUAAAGACUUCUACACCAGCUUUAGGACUAGGCUACAUCCAUUUAAAGGACUGGAUCAGGGACUCACCUUACAACAAGGCCUGGGGAUGGAGGAAGGCCUAGUGCAGCUUUACCAGGGGGACCCUCAGUUGUCUGUGGGAGACCUUUUUCUCAAGUUUGUCAACCAGUUAGGAGUGUAUCGGGGCUUCAUUGAUAACUAUGAGAAUGCGGUGAAGAUUGUGCAGAAGUGUAUGCAGUCAGACCAGCGUUUCAGGACACUUGCAGAGAGCAUGAUGUCAUCCAAAGGGUCAGAUAAUGUCAAAACUAAAUACACCUUUGAAGCUCUCCUGUAUAAACCGUUAGACAGAGUGAUGAAAACCACCCUUGUAUUGCAUGACCUCUUGAAGCACACGCCUCCCGAUCAUCCUGACAGUGUCUCACUGCAGGAAUCACUUCGUCUCUCCGGCAGCUUUCUGUCUGGGGUCAACGAAAGAUCACAGUGUAAAAGGGCUGUCAUGCUUAGCAGAGGAGAGAGACGUCAACUGAUGCGUGAUGGGUUUGUGGUGGAUGUGUGUGAGAGUGGGCACAGUCUGAGACAUCUCUUUCUGUACACAGACCUACUGCUGUGUGUCAAACUGACAAGUACAGGAAGGCAAGCACAGUACAGGUUUUGCUGGUACCUGCCAUUGGUUGGCCUGAAGCUGCAGUGGGCAGCUGAACAGCAGCAGUCAUCAGAAUGCCAAAUGAAAAUCAGCAAAACCAGAGACAAAAUGUACCAGCUCAAACAAGCACUCCAACAACACAUGAAAGGAUACAAGGGAUCAGUCUCACGUGCAGUUGAGCGUUUGAGGAGGAAGCUUGAAGAGUGUGAGCUCUGGCUCUUAACACACACGCCAUCUUUUACUUUAGAUCUACACAGCCCCAAUGGAAAGAGUCACACAAUCCGGCUUUAUUCUUUAUAUGACCUGGAUGAGUGGAAAGAGGCCAUUGAGAAACAGAGUGGAAAAAGUAAUGAAACAGUUCCUCCAGAUCUGCUGUCUGUCACUAGUUCCUGUAUCAAACUCAGAAUGACUCAACAACCUCCAAUUCACCGUGUUCAACCCAAUGAGUGUUCAAGAGAGUGUGGGAGCAUAUAUGUGAUGGUUCAUUCGGCGUGUGGUCUACAACACCUGUGUAGUGCCUACGUGUGUGUGGAAGUCGAUGGUUUUGAGUUUUAUGACAGACGAAAACAAACCUGCCUUUCAACGUUCUGUCUGACACCACAAUGGGAUGAGGAGCUAGUGUUUCAAGUGGACGGAGCUCAGCAGCUAUUCCUAGUGUUUGUAUCUCAGUCUGAGAGUGACACACAGGAUGUCAUCUUGGGCAGAGCUGUGUUUAAACUAGACUCUGACAACAUAUAUAAGAAGUGGAAGAAAAUCACUUGUACUUUGGGUCAAGUUGAAUUAAACUUGUCAAUCAAGUACUUACCACACCCUCUUGAGGCUCCUAGCUCCACCCGUCUGGUACAAGAGCCAGUGUUUGGUGUGCAGAUUGGACAAGUGACAAAGCAAGAAGGUGUGCUGGUUCCUCACAUUGUCCGUUCCUGUGUGGAGGAGGUUGAGAGGAGGGGUCUAAAUGAAGAGGGCAUCUACAGAAUCUCAGGAGCCAGUAGUGAGAUAAAAGCUCUCAAACAUGCAUUCAACACUAAUUUCCGUGAGGCAGUGAGUAAACUGAGGAGUGUCGAUGUUAAUACAGUGUCAGGCACUCUGAAGCUGUACUUUAGAGAACUUCCUUUAUCACUUAUUCCCUCUGAGCAAUUUCAAGAUCUCUCAGAUGCACUGGACAUUGCUGAUCCAAUUCUCAGGGCAAACACUAUGCAGACUUCACUGAAGGACCUACCAGAUGUAAACCGCAACACUCUUCUCUUCCUCUUACACCACCUGAGACGUGUGGCAGAGAGGCAGGAACAGAAUAAAAUGCCUUUGAGUAAUUUGGCCACAGUGUUUGGCCCCAGCCUCUUGCGCCCUCCAGUGGACCGUGUUGACAUUUCUCAAGAAGUGGAGGUUCAGGUUCAUGUGAUUUAUCACUAUCUACAGUGUCAAAACCUUCCAGAAGCUCUCCUUAUUAAACCUCUGGACAUCGAAGAGAUAGAACCAUGAGACUUAAACAGCCAUUCUCCUGUCUGUCUGCUUUUCCAAGUCUACCUAGAAUUUGAGGUCUUUAAAUCUGUAACCAUUUGUUUAUAUCUGUCAAUUUAGCACUGUCAUUUGACUGAUCAUAUUUUAUAUU
Messenger RNA from Xyrauchen texanus (razorback sucker), 2683 nucleotides. Its product is annotated as active breakpoint cluster region-related protein-like. Bases 58 to 2553 code for a protein of 831 amino acids. Gene Ontology annotation, cellular component: membrane. The transcript is spliced from 22 exons. Gene Ontology annotation, biological process: signal transduction; positive regulation of GTPase activity. Gene Ontology annotation, molecular function: GTPase activator activity; guanyl-nucleotide exchange factor activity. The record is from RefSeq and is a predicted model, not a curated record. NCBI's taxonomy places the organism in Eukaryota, Metazoa, Chordata, Actinopteri, Cypriniformes, Catostomidae.